Scomber japonicus (chub mackerel) is the source of this 2132-nucleotide messenger RNA. Its product is annotated as CDP-diacylglycerol--inositol 3-phosphatidyltransferase. The transcript has 6 exons. The coding region runs from base 240 to 851 and encodes 203 amino acids. Gene Ontology annotation, cellular component: membrane. The record is from RefSeq and is a predicted model, not a curated record. Gene Ontology annotation, molecular function: phosphotransferase activity, for other substituted phosphate groups. Gene Ontology annotation, biological process: phospholipid biosynthetic process. NCBI's taxonomy places the organism in Eukaryota, Metazoa, Chordata, Actinopteri, Scombriformes, Scombridae.
AAACGCAGCGUCACUACGCCAGUCUGUCAACAUGACAGUGAUCACAGCGCUCUUCAUUUAAAGCUCCGACAGAUAACAGCUGGCUGACACACCACGAGGAUUUAACCAGGAAUAUAUUCAUGAGACAUAUGGACACAUUGAUGAUCUUGUGUUGAUAGCUGUGUUAUUCUGCUUAUUAAACAUGUUGCAUCAUUAUGUUCCGGGAUGAAGCUCGCAGCAUGGUUAAUCAUUGACUGAAGAUGGCAGUCAAAGUUCUGCUUUACUGGCCCAAUAUUAUUGGAUACUUUCGCAUUGGCCUUGUGUUUGCUGCUUGGGCUACCUUUGAAACACCAGCAGUGUUUGUUCCUCUUUACUCUCUCUCCACAGCUCUUGAUGGAGUGGACGGCUGGGUGGCGAGGAGGCUGGGACAGACCUCCAGAUUUGGGGCCUGGCUGGAUGUAGUGGUGGACAACCUGAGCAGAGGCAUGCUGUGGAGCCGGCUGUAUGAGUGGGGUUGGCUGGUGUCCGCACUAGAGUGGUGUGUGUUUGUGUGUAACCACAACACUCGAGGUGACCGUUGGAAGGACAGCUUCACCAGCAGCCCUGCUCUCAUACGAGCCAUCAUGGCCAACGGGUUUCGGACACCCCUGGGCACGUGGGUGGUGAGCGGGCUCCACUGCCUCCCUCUGUGGCUGUACGGCUACCAGCGAGGUUUACUGUCCCGCUGGUUCUAUCUGCCACUCUGGAUUGAGGCUCCAGGGACCAUGCUGCUGGCUGUAGGUCGUCUGCUGGCUCUGACAGUAGAGAUGUGGUGUAUAUGGACACACGUUGGAUUCCUCACCGGUGACGAGCCUGAAGAGAAGAAGAACUGAAAUCCAUACGCAAUUAUUUCCUGAUCUCGCCUCAGUUUAAAAAACAAACAAAAAAAACAAACUAAAUCAAUAGACAUGAUUGAUUUUUGUGUAUGGCUGCUGCUGAGAUACAAGGUAAGGCUCAUCUCCCCUCUGCUGCUGUCAGACUGUGUUGUAACAGCAUGAAUGAAUGAAACAUUAAUAAUCCCCAAACUAGAGAUCACUUCAUUCAUAGCAGCUUAAAAUUACAUUAUAUAUGCAAAUAUACACCAUACACACCUAUCAAAUAUACACAUAUACAAAUAAACAGAUAGCAUCAUACUAAAAUAUUGCGUUGGAAAUUGGAUAAUUGCACAUAAGGUGAAACAUAAGAAAAAUCUGAUGAAUGAUGAAUGAAUAAAUAAGAUGAUGAUGUGAUGAGAGGUGUUGUAUCCCCUGUGGAGCCUCGAGGACACUCAGUAAACUUAACCAGUACAUAGAGUCUCUUUCUUUUCCUCGCUUUGCUUCCACCUCAAUAUAAAACACUGUGUAACAGAGCACUGAUGCUACCACAGCAUCAUUCAAUGCUCCAACUAACUCCAACUAAAGGGAACACAAGAAUACACAGAUUUAUUUUUGUUAGUUAAAGGGAACACAAUGGCACUGUCUAUUUACUGGAAUAGAGAUGUCAUGUAAGCACUUUAGAUAAGUCAGCAUGACAGUUAGAAAUGAGAGAAAUGUUUGCACUAAAGGGAAAGCUUGAUUUAUUAUACACACAUAUAAUGAUGCUUUACCUCUGUUGUACAGGAAGCCAGUGUAAAACUCGUAUACAGGUUAACACUGCACACUUUUUAACACAGUUGAAUGUAGCUGUAAGCAGAUUUGAACUUUAUUAACCCUCCUGCUGUUUUCCUGUUGAUUGUGUAACCUAAGGAUAUGGUAGAAAUGAGGUGUUAGACCUUUUUAACAAAAGUCAUUUCAACUUAUGUUUGGAAAUUAAUUAACAGGCCUCAUUUAGAUGAAAUUAUACCUCAGUCUUGAAUUGUCCUCAUGGGUCAAAAUGGAGCAGAGGACAACAGGAGGGUUAAUGUACUUUUAUAAAGAGAUUUUAUACAGUUGACAAUGAAAUAAACACAUCUGCUUACAGCUACAUUAUAGUGUUCUAUAAGUCAUUUAGUAAAUGUUCAGAUAGUGAUUAAUAAUGAUCUAUAGUGGAAUUUGAAGUGUUAUCUUACAUGCAGGGAAUUAUGUUUGUGUUAAAGAAAAAAACAGGCUAAAUGUGCAUCUCUCAGCUGUAUACCUGUUGCAAAAACCAUUUUAAAA